UAUGGUGGGCGAUGCAGCACUCCAACGGCCCAAAUAAUUUCUGCCCUCCGUGACUCAGACGAACAACGACAGGUCAAGAAGAGCCCAGCUCACCAUUUCCUCUUGGCUCCUCACAACCCAAAAUCCUCCGACAUGACGACUUCAAGCUCCGCUCCCUCGGGGGAUCUCACCUCCCAGAUCCUUCAGGCCCUGUCGGAAAAGAGCCCCUUGCUCUCCUCAGAGGCCUUCCCCGCCAUCGCCUUCCAGGACAUCAAGGCUGCACUUGAUCGUCUGGCUUCACGAUCUAUGAUCACGUACGAGACAAUUGACAAGGAAGAGGCUAUCCUUGAGCCCGAAGCGGAGCAAAUUGCCGAGCAUGGUAGUCAUGAGGCGCGUGUUUUUGAGGCGCUUCGAAAUGCCGUGGAGGGGUUGUCGAUCCAGGACCUAGAGAAGGCCAUUGGCGACAAGACGGUGACCAAGGUCGGACAGGGCAAGGCUUUCAAGGAGAAAUGGAUUAAGAAGAGCGCCGACGGCAAGCUGGUAGCCACUGCUGAGUCGAUCGAAGAUGUCACCCAAGCGCAGCUACAGAAGAUCAAGGAGACCCGGACACACGAGCCCAAAAUCUUGACCGAUCUGCGAAAACGAAAGCUGAUCAAGAUGCAAAAGGUUAUCAGCUUCAAGAUUGAAAAGGGACCCAAGUUCGCCCUCGAGAUUCAGAAGGAGGAGACCGACUUGACAGCCGACAUGAUUGCUUCUGGAUCAUGGAAGACUGCCAAUUUCAAGCCCUACAACUUCAAGGCUCUCGGCGCGGACCAAAAUGCUGGCGCACUUCACCCCCUGAACAAGGUCCGACACGAAUUCCGACAGAUUUUCUUCGAGAUGGGUUUCGAGGAGAUGCCUACCAACAAGUUUGUCGAGACUGGAUUCUGGAACUUCGACGCCCUCUUCGUGCCCCAGCAGCACCCCGCCCGUGAUCUUCAAGAUACCUUCUACAUCUCAGACCCCAAGGUGGGAGACGCGCCACGAUCGGAGGAAGGACAGAACACAGAAGAGUACUGGGAGAACAUCAAGCAGGUUCACCAGAACGGCAAGUUUGGGUCAAUCGGUUACAGAUACCCCUGGUCAGCGGAGGAGACCAAGAGACUGGUGCUCCGAACCCACACUACUGCCAUUUCAACGGCCAUGCUUUACAAGCUAGCAGCGCAGAAGGGGCCUGAUGGACGCCCACCUCCAGCGCGAUACUUCUCUAUUGAUCGUGUCUUCCGAAAUGAGACAGUUGACGCAACCCAUUUGGCCGAAUUCCACCAGGUUGAGGGUGUUAUCGCCGACUACGGUCUCACUCUUGGUGGUUUGAUGGAGUUCAUGGAAGUCUUCUUUGCCAAGAUGGGCAUCACCAACCUCAAGUUCAAGCCCGCCUACAACCCUUACACCGAGCCCAGUAUGGAAAUCUUCAGCUAUCACGAGGGUCUGGGCAAGUUGGUGGAGAUCGGAAACAGUGGCAUGUUCCGACCUGAAAUGCUGGAACCCAUGGGCCUGCCAAAGGACAUGCGGGUGUUUGGCUGGGGUCUGUCCCUGGAGCGACCGACCAUGAUCAAGUACAAGAUCUCUAACAUCCGAGAGCUGCUGGGCCACAAGGUUGAUCUCAACUUUAUCGAACGGAACCCUGCGGUGAGAUUAGAGAAGGAGUAAAAGUUUUUUAUGGAUCUGUACUAGGUAAAAAUAAGAACAAAGGAAAGAUACGUAUGAUGCGUGUUGGGUGUUAGAGGGCGGCAUCUAGAGGACCCGGUGCAGCUGGUAGUAUCAUGACUAGACGAAAUAAGAAACAAAUUAGAAAACCCGUUCAAGCAUACGUCUGGAUCUGGGAUUAGGGGUCCCCUGACGAGAU
Molecule: messenger RNA, 1864 nt
Organism: Fusarium odoratissimum NRRL 54006
Lineage: Eukaryota; Fungi; Ascomycota; Sordariomycetes; Hypocreales; Nectriaceae
Product: phenylalanyl-tRNA synthetase alpha chain
Exons: 2
Coding region: 133-1668 (511 amino acids)
Biological process (GO): phenylalanyl-tRNA aminoacylation
Cellular component (GO): cytoplasm; cytosol; phenylalanine-tRNA ligase complex
Molecular function (GO): tRNA binding; ATP binding; phenylalanine-tRNA ligase activity
Source: RefSeq, a predicted model, not a curated record